Messenger RNA from Pocillopora meandrina, 349 nucleotides. Lineage: Eukaryota; Metazoa; Cnidaria; Anthozoa; Scleractinia; Pocilloporidae. The record is from the annotation of a GenBank genome assembly.
AUGUGGAUGAAAUGGUCAACUGCUACAACUCCACUCUCCAGGCCAUUCUUGACAAACACGCACCUCCGAAAACUAAGGCUGUCGUCAACAGGAAGUGAGUUCCCAGGUUUAACAGUCAGAUCCAGGUUUAACAGUCAGAUGAAGGCUGUCAUACGGACUAGACGAAAGGCUGAGAGGAUCUGGUGCAAGUCUAAAUCUGCGCAUGACCUUCGUGUUUUUUAAGGCGAAGAAAAACCAUGCAACAUUCAUCAUGAAUCAAGCCCGUUGUGAAUAUUACACUCCCCAACAAAACAGCUCUGACCAGAGGAAGCUAUUCCAAACUACUUAGGCCUUGUUGUGUAAUGCUUAA